This is a messenger RNA of Solanum tuberosum (potato), 474 nucleotides long. Its product is annotated as RNA-directed DNA polymerase homolog. The coding region runs from base 1 to 474 and encodes 157 amino acids. NCBI's taxonomy places the organism in Eukaryota, Viridiplantae, Streptophyta, Magnoliopsida, Solanales, Solanaceae. The record is from RefSeq and is a predicted model, not a curated record. The transcript has a single exon.
AUGCAAGACGUGGAGAAAAAGGAAAUCAUCAAAUGGUUGGAUGCUGGAGUCAUAUACCGUAUUGCAUAUAGUAGUUGGGUGUGUCCUGUUCAAUGUGUACCUAAGAAAGGUGGGAUUAUUGUGGUUCCUAAUGAAAAAAAUGAGCUUGUCCCAAUUAGGCCAGUAACUGGAUUGAGAGUAUGCAUGGACUACCGCAAGCUAAAUGCCUGGACAAAAAAAGAUCACUUCUCGAUACCGUUCAUGGACCAGAUGCUGGAUCAUAUUACUGGUACGGGUUUGUAUUGCUUUCUAGAUGGGUUUUCGGGCUGUAAUCUAAUCUCCAUAGCUCUGGAAAAUCAAGAUAAAACCACCUUCACAUUUCCAUAUGGGACUUUUGCCUUUAAAAGGAUGACAUUUGGGUUGUGUAAUGCUCCAACAACUCUCCAGAGGUGUAUGAUGUCGAUAUUUUCAGAUAUGGUGGAGGAUACGAUAUAG